AUGAUUGUUGUUAUGAAAAAGUCCGACUUUGGCCAAGUUGGGAGAAAACCAAGAAUUGAUUUUGCAUGUGAAAGACAUGGUUCAUAUAGGAGACAUAAUUAUGACAUUGCCCAAAACCUUGAAGGACAUUCAUAUGCUGGGAGAUUAACUGAGAAAGGGACUUCAAUUUUAGUAAACAUGGCAAAGAAACAUGUAAGACCAAAGGAAAUAUCAUAUACAUUGAAACAAAAUGAUGACACAAAUGUUAGCACAAUGAGGCACGUCUACAAUGCAUGUCAGAAGUUCAGGCUCAAAGAACAAGCUGGAAGGACACAAAUGCAACAACUAAUGAAUAGACUUGUUGAGAAUAAGUACAUAGAGUGGCACCGCACCUAUAUGGAGACGAAUAUAGUUCAAGAUUUAUUCUGGGCACAUCCAUAUUUAGUAGAUUUGUUGCGAGCUUUUUCUCGUGUGAUAAUUAUGGAUUGCACAUAUAAGACAAAUAGGUAUCGCCUACCGUUGUUGGAAAUAAGAGCUAGCUCUUAUGAAGGCCAUUGA
Messenger RNA from Olea europaea var. sylvestris, 537 nucleotides. RefSeq lists its product as uncharacterized. Bases 1 to 537 code for a protein of 178 amino acids. The record is from RefSeq and is a predicted model, not a curated record. The transcript has 3 exons. NCBI's taxonomy places the organism in Eukaryota, Viridiplantae, Streptophyta, Magnoliopsida, Lamiales, Oleaceae.